Knipowitschia caucasica is the source of this 570-nucleotide messenger RNA. Lineage: Eukaryota; Metazoa; Chordata; Actinopteri; Gobiiformes; Gobiidae. The record is from the annotation of a GenBank genome assembly.
AUGACAGAGAUGCUGCAGCAGGAGUCAGACGAGGAGCAGAGGAACAGAAGACGCAGAGGAUGCAGCGGAGAUGGCAGCAGACAGGAGGAGCAGUGGAAAACAAAAGAGGCUCCACACAGUGCUGCGUCUUAUCUGUCUGAGGCCCUUAUCCACCGGACUGUUAGUAUAACCCCUCUCCCUCCUCAUCCCUCCAUCGCUCACCCCUCCUCUCCCUGCUCCAUCCACAGGCCUCCGCGCUGCACCCACUUAUCAGCUGACGUCAGGGGGCCGCUGGAGCUGGGGGGCCGGAGACGGAGGCUGAUAGCGCGGCUGAGGCUGCCUCCACUCGGGCUGUGGGAACCAGGGACCCAGCCCAUCUCCACUCACUGGCCCCGCACGUCCAGCACGCGCACUACACAACAAGGAACAGCGGCCGGAGGUGCACUGUCUAUGGAAUCCACACUGGAGGAUGGCAUAUGGGCCCGGGCUGGUCUGGUCUGGACUGGGCUCCAAGCUGAACGAGGAUUUGUGCUACUGUCUGCUACACGACUGAAGAUGUAUAGCACGUCGACUGGAAGGACAAGGACAUAA